Messenger RNA from Echinostoma caproni, 912 nucleotides. Lineage: Eukaryota; Metazoa; Platyhelminthes; Trematoda; Plagiorchiida; Echinostomatidae. The record is from the annotation of a GenBank genome assembly.
AUGUCGGAACAAAAUCAUUCAGACAACAAAGUUAUCCCCAUUCCUCAAAAUGCGUCGCGAAGUUUGCGAUUUGCCGCUGAAAAUGACCCCAAAAAUGUGGGAACCCGAUCAUUGUCCAGCUCCCCUUCCGACACCAUGAACUGCCCCUCACGACCAAUUCGUAAGGUCAGCUUCUCAGAUGUGGUUGUUACUUCCAGUCGUAUGGAAAAAGAGCCUUCAGUACAACCCACGGUAGCCGAAUCCAGCUUUGAACAUGUAACCCUGGUGACUCGUCGUUCGGAAAGCUCGGUUGACGGAAUGGCACAUCGCAUUCAAGUUCGUCAGGUAGAAUCGCAUGACGAGGAUGUGAUGAAAGAUUGCCCGUUGGUGACCAGUCAGCUGCCCAUCUUCGAAGUCAAAUUAGGUAUGCUUAAACAAGCCACACUAUAUCGAAUGGAAUUUACCGUGCCCGACGCACUGCCUCCGGGUGAAGUUGAAUUGUUGCGAUUUACUAUUGAUGCCCCCGGUUGUUUGAGUGUCCCAGUCAACGUGGGGGCCACGAUAGAUCUACUUUCAUGUGAUGCUUUGGAGUCCGAACCCGGGCAUCGCUUGGUCCUGAAAGUCUCUACGACUCGACAGUCGCGAGUGAACGAGCUGUUCACUAUGCGAUUAGUUGAACGUCCGGAGCAAGCAGUGCAUCUGAUCUUGCAUGGUUUGUCCUUAGGCCGUGGUCAGGGUACACCGUUCCUUCGUGCCGGUAUCCACCGCAUCGCGGAGAAUUCGGACUACGAAGAGUCGGAUGAGUUUACAGAAUGGCCCGGUUUUGUCAAUCAAGACGAUGAGGAUGACGAUGACGAGACCGGCGGCAAGUUAGCCAAAGAUACAUCCAACCCAAAUCAGGGUGACAAACGCGAUACUCCAGUCGAUUCAUAA